CACCUUUAUUGAAGGCUUCGGUUGACCGCAAGGCAAUUCAACAAGUGUGCGUAUAUAGGGCCGCAAAUGCGAAAGCUUUCACCUGAAUUCCGACCACAACAGCAAAAUCCGUAAACGAGCAAAACGGCAGAGCUAAAGCAAAUAUGCUUGCUUCCGUCGCCACAGUCUCCUUCGUUCGUUGCGUCCGCACGUAGCUCUUGAGCUCUCAUUUCGCCAUAGCUGCUGGAGCUGCUCGGUCGUUUUCGCGCUCGGUGAAUCGGCUCCACUCGUCGCCCACUUCCGUCUUUUUUGAGCUCGUUUCGUGGGUCGCUGGUUUCCGGUCUGCGGGUGGGAAUAUAGUCCCUCGCUGACGUUCAACUGCAACAGGUGUAUCCACGCCAAACCGAAGACUGUCGGAUAAAGUCUUAAACUUCAACACAUCCGGCAACCCGCAAGAUGCACAAACGCAACGCGGCUAAUUAAGAGUUCAGAGUGCGGAAAAACACGGAUAUCUGGAUAUCUUCGAGGGGGGAAAUGAGCCGCCCAUUAUGUACUUAGGAUCUGUCGGCGGUAACGACAGAGAGCCAUGAAAAAGCACACAAACCUGCACCGGAAGGAGGUCACUUGGCGCUCAAGGAGGGGCACUAAGUGCCUGACAUUCGAGUUCCUAUUCCGGUUGCUCUACAACCAUCUGUUGCUAACAUCGAUGUUUGGCCCGGAUUGCGUAUACGCCACGAGUGCCGUCGGCAAGGCGUUGAGUGCAAGCAACUGUCAUGACAUCCACCACGGUUUCGAUGUCUUCCCCAAUCCCAAUCCCACUCCCGCUCUCAAUGCUGUCGAUUCCAAUCCCAACACCAGUUCCAAUGCCACUGCCAUGUGGCUGGGUCAAUCGACGGACACGCCUGUGACCCUGACUUUGCCGCCCUCCGCCUGGAAGUGUUGCUGCUGGAAUGCGAGCAAUCAAAACGAGGAGGUGGAAUGCCGUUGCGAGGGCGACGGUCUGAACCGCGUGCCGCAAACGCUGAAGCUGCCCCUCCAGCGACUGACCAUCGCAUCGGCCGGAUUGCCACGCCUCCGCUACACUGGGCUGAAGGUCUACGGGCCCACAUUGCUGGAUGUGACCUUCACCGACUGCCUGCAGCUGGAACUGAUACAGGACGGCGCUUUCGCUAAUUUAACGCUAUUGCGCACAAUCUACAUCUCCAAUGCACCCAAGCUGACCUUUCUAUCGAAGGACGUCUUUGCUGGCAUUUCGGAGAGCGUAGAAAUAAUACGCAUCAUAAACAGCGGGCUUACCAGAGUUCCGGACUUGGGCCACCUGCCCCCGCAUAAUAUUCUGCAAAUGAUAGAUCUCGAUAAUAAUCAAAUCUCUCGAAUAGAUACUAAAUCCAUUAAAGUUAAGACUGCCCAAUUAAUUUUGGCAAACAAUGAUAUAAGCUACGUCGAUGAUUCUGCCUUCUUUGGCUCAAAAAUAGCAAAACUCUCCCUGCAAAAUAAUCGAAAGCUUAAGCAGAUGCAUCCAAAUGCAUUUGAUGGCAUUAUAGACAUAACUGAACUUGAUCUCUCCAGCACUUCACUGGUUGGCCUGCCAUCAGUUGGACUUCAGAACAUUGAAGCAUUAUACAUUACGAAUACGCACACUCUGAAAACCAUUCCAUCGAUCUACAAUUUUCGGAAUCUACAGAGGGCUUAUCUCACCCACUCCUUCCACUGCUGCGCCUUUCAGUUUCCAUCGCGUCACGAUCCCCAACGACAUGCGGAGCGAAUGCGGGAAAUUGAAAAGUGGCGGGAGCAGUGCAAAAGUGACCAUGGCUCCCGAAAGGAGAGAUCUGCUUUGGAUGGAUUCGAAGGUCUUCCGGAGGAUUUCGGCACCUUUGGCAUGCCCGAACAAUCUGGAACGGACGAUACCUCCAUCACAUACGCUUCUUUUGAUUACAUGUCCGAUGACACACUGAACAAAGGUACUUUUCACGAGAAGAUCACCCUUAAUCCGGAGGAUGACAUGACCGCUGAACUUUGUGGGAAUUUUACUUUCAGAAAACCAAAUAUAGAAUGCUAUCCCAUGCCGAACGAUCUUAAUCCUUGUGAGGAUGUAAUGGGCUACCAAUGGCUUCGCAUUUCCGUCUGGAUUGUGGUUGCUCUGGCUGUUGUGGGCAAUGUGGCUGUGCUGACAGUAAUUCUAUCGAUUAGACCCGAAUCGACGCCUGUGCCACGUUUUCUGAUGUGCCAUCUGGCUUUUGCUGAUUUGUGCCUGGGAGUUUACCUGCUGCUGGUGGCCUCCAUCGAUGCCCAUUCGAUGGGGGAGUACUUUAACUACGCCUACGACUGGCAGUAUGGUCUCGGCUGCAAAGUGGCCGGCUUUCUCACCGUGUUCGCCAGUCAUUUGUCGGUCUUCACGCUGACUGUGAUUACCAUCGAACGAUGUAUGGCGAUUACACAGGCGAUGUACCUGAACCAUCGCAUCAAGUUGCGUCCUGCUGCGAUAAUCAUGCUCUGCGGCUGGAUCUACUCCAUGCUGAUGUCCUCGCUGCCCCUGUUCGGCAUAAGUAAUUACUCCUCGACCAGCAUCUGCCUCCCUAUGGAAAACCGCGAUGUAUUCGACACGAUGUAUCUGAUUGCCAUUUUGGGCUGCAACGGCGUGGCCUUCUCCAUCAUUGCCGUCUGCUAUGCUCAGAUAUAUCUGUCCUUGGGUCGGGAGACACGACAGGCGAGACAUAAUAAUCCAGGAGAAUUGAGUGUGGCCAAGAAGAUGGCGCUUCUAGUCUUUACAAACUUUGCCUGCUGGUCACCUAUUGCUUUCUUUGGACUCACUGCUUUGGCUGGUUAUCCACUUAUCAAUGUUACCAAGUCAAAGAUAUUGCUUGUAUUCUUCUAUCCUUUAAACUCCUGUGCGGAUCCCUACUUAUAUGCCAUACUUACAUCCCAAUAUCGCCAGGAUCUAUUUACCUUGUUGUCAAAAUUGGGCCUUUGCCGGCAGAGCGCCUUAAAGUACAAGGAUAGCUUAUCUGGUCAGGCCACAACUCGAUUCACUAUCCAUGGAUCCAUUCAGAGGCACGGUUCACUCACCUGCAAAAUGCAGACCGUAAUGGGAACGGAGACCCAGAAAAUGCUGAAGUGCGGCGAGGAUUAUGUUUAAAGCGAAGCUUGAGUAUUCUAAAUACACUUCUUCCACCCCUGUUGUGAUAUCUACAUUUAAACCUUUUAAUUACGCUCUCUUCCGCUAAUUGUUACAGUAUUGUUAGCAUCCCAUGAUUAUUGAUAUUCUAAGAGAAUACGUUUAAUAUACAUUUUCCUGUCGUACUUAAGCCAUUUAGUUAAAACUAAGAAAAGUAUUGCUAAGAGAAAAGAGCUUAUCCCAGUCAAAGUAUAUACAUAUUUGGAUGUCGAAUAAGUGGUUUCCAAUAGUUAUGAGUGUUUUAAGUGUUUUAAGCCGUUUUAAGUGUUUAGUGAUAAGAAAUAUAUUGGUGUAAAAACUA
This is a messenger RNA of Drosophila ficusphila, 3455 nucleotides long. RefSeq names its product lutropin-choriogonadotropic hormone receptor (gene Lgr1). The coding region runs from base 566 to 3115 and encodes 849 amino acids. Gene Ontology annotation, molecular function: G protein-coupled receptor activity; protein binding; protein-hormone receptor activity. Gene Ontology annotation, biological process: G protein-coupled receptor signaling pathway. NCBI's taxonomy places the organism in Eukaryota, Metazoa, Arthropoda, Insecta, Diptera, Drosophilidae. The record is from RefSeq and is a predicted model, not a curated record. Gene Ontology annotation, cellular component: membrane. The transcript has 17 exons.